AAUUGAAGAUACAAUAUGUCGGAUGAAGAAAGCGAAUACGAAACCUCGGAAGAGGAAGGAGAUACGGAAAGCGAGAGCGAAGAGGACGGACAGGCGAAGGAAAAUGUAAGUCCAACAAAGAAAGAUGAAAUACAGGAGAAGCAGCUAGAUGAAAAGCCGAGUCAUGUGACUAUACCUGCCAAGCAGGCCGCCCAGUCGAAGAUUGUUGUUGAAAAUUCAGCAAAACCAGAGCAGAAGACAAGUUUGAGUACACACCAACACAGCAGUGGAGGAAGAAAGAUGACGCACGCAAGAAAGCAAAAUCUCAAGUCGCUUAUGCUCAACAAAGCGCGACAAGAUCUGAAAGUUGAAGCUGAGAAUAAAGCCGAGGAAAAGAAGAGAGUACUUGACAGCAGAAUGGAACCCCUGGCAAACUUGGGCGGCAUGGAUGAAUCGGAGUUGAAGGAGUUAUGCAGAGAUCUUCAGAACAAGAUUGAGAAAACUGAUGAACAGAGAUAUGACAUAGAGGUGAAAGUCAAGAAGAAUGAUCAAGAGAUAGAGGAUUUGAAUCAGCGAAUAUUCGACCUCCGUGGAAAAUUCAAGAGGCCUCCACUCCGUCGCGUUCGCAUGUCAGCCGACCAAAUGCUCCGAGCUCUCCUUGGAUCCAAACACAAAGUAUCAAUGGAUCUCCGCUCCAAUCUCAAGUCUGUCAAAAAAGAGGAGAGCAAGAAAGAAGAUCAGACCAUCGACUGGCGAGAAAAUGUUGAAGCAAAAUCUGGCAUGAGUGGUAUGAAGGCAAAGUUUGAAACUCAAGAAGAAGCAUAGGAUCUCCAUUUUUCACAAACAUAAAUUUUCAUAUUUGGAUAUAAUUGUGGUCAUGCUUAUUAUUUUCUAAUAUUUUGCUCCCGUACAAUAAAGUUUUGUCCCAUAGUAAACUGAUUGUGCGAGAGAGAUGUGAUUUAUAUAAUGGAGCCAAACGGCUAUAGAAACAACUAUUAUGGAGAAUAUCAUACUGCAUCGUCGGAAAUUGUAUGCUUAUAAUCGUCUUACAGUGAAAUAUGGUCUUGUAUCUUCAAAUGAGCAUUUAUAUUAAAAGAGCAAUACAUUAUUUUGCAACUGAA
Messenger RNA from Styela clava, 1100 nucleotides. RefSeq names its product troponin I, fast skeletal muscle-like. Gene Ontology annotation, biological process: muscle contraction. NCBI's taxonomy places the organism in Eukaryota, Metazoa, Chordata, Ascidiacea, Stolidobranchia, Styelidae. The record is from RefSeq and is a predicted model, not a curated record. Gene Ontology annotation, cellular component: troponin complex.